Messenger RNA from Ostrinia furnacalis (Asian corn borer), 5037 nucleotides. RefSeq names its product DNA replication helicase/nuclease 2 (gene Dna2). The record is from RefSeq and is a predicted model, not a curated record. Lineage: Eukaryota; Metazoa; Arthropoda; Insecta; Lepidoptera; Crambidae. Gene Ontology annotation, molecular function: 5'-3' DNA helicase activity; single-stranded DNA helicase activity. The transcript is spliced from 26 exons. Gene Ontology annotation, cellular component: cytoplasm; nucleus. Bases 134 to 4354 code for a protein of 1406 amino acids.
UACGCGAGCGGGAAUUUUUGUUGUGUUUUGCAUUUUUUGUAGUUAGUAUUUAAAAUCUAUUUUAUUAAUCCAAGAUAAAAUGCGUUAAUUUUAAUCGAUAAUUAUUAAUCCUUGGUUCACACCCGAUAUUAAAAUGCCCAAAGCUCUAAGUCUUAAAAAGACAAAACAAGGCAACUUACCAAAAAAUCAAAACUGUAUUACUCAGUUUUUUAAAAAUACUUCUAAUGGUUCAAGUCAAGCUAAUGGAAAUCAUGAAGUUUUAUCGCAAAAGGCUCUUCCACAACAGGAGGACAAUAGUAAGAAUUUACCGAAAAAACGAAAAGCUCCAUCACCUGUGCAAAUAGAUCUAUGUGACACAGAAGAUAAAUUAUCUGAUAUACCUGUUCAUUAUGAAAACAAUGAUGAUGAUAAAAUACAUAAAAAGGCUAAGAUCCAGGUAUCUCAUAUACAGAAAACUCCACCAAAGAGGCACACAGGUAAGAUUUCCUCACCUGAGAAGGAAAAUAGUGUUAAAAUACAAAGGUCUUUUAACAUUGAAGAGGCUAAACAACAAUCCAUAGAUUUUGGCAAAAACAAUGUUACAAGACAAGCUGCUAGAAAUGAUAUACUAAAGGAGAGUCCUUUAUCAGAUUUUGAAUGCUCACCGAAAAAGACAUUGUCUCUUGUGAGUUCAAGAGAAAAUACACCUAACUCACCAAUUGUAGAUAGUUCAACAAAUAAUAUAGAAAGAAAAGUUGUUAAAUCAAUUUUUAAGAAUCAUGGAGAAAAUGUAUUUGAUAAAUCCCCAGGAAAAAAUGGUACCCCACCAGAUAAUAAUAUUUGUUGUGGUGCAAAAAAUGAUGCUAAAUUGAAUAUUACACCCAAGAAGAGUCCUAUUACAACAGAACUUCGAAGAUCACCCAGAAUAGCUAAACUGCUUACCCCCGAAAAGAUAUUGAAGGAAGCAUCUCCUAUCAAAAAAGCACUAGACUUUGGUUACCAAGAUGAUUUUGGUAACUUACCAAGUUUAGAUAGUUCAACAAAUAAUAUAGCAAGAAAAGAUGUCAAAUCAAUUUUUAAGAAUCAUGAAGAAACUGUAUUUGAUAAAUCACCAGUAAAAAAUGGUACCCCACCAGCUAAUAAUAUUUGUACCAAAAGGAAUAUUACACCUAAGAAGAGUCCAAUCACAACAGAACUUCGAAGAUCACCCAAAAUAGCCAAACUGCUUACCCCUGAGAAGAUAUUGAAGGAAGCAUCUCCUAUCAAAAAGGCACUAGACUUUGGUCACCAUGAUGAUUUUGGUGAUGAUUUUAUGGAUGAAUGGGACUUAAAUGAAAUUGAAGAGGAAACAGUUGAAGAUCUUGAUUUGACAUCAAUGCAAAGAUGUGAGGUCAUAAGUGUGACCCGACAGCCAACAUCACUGAAACUUUUACUAAAGAAUGACAGAAAUAACAAGGGCACUUGUUACAUUGAAGGAUUCUGGCUAGACACACCAAUAUCGGAGGGCGAGAUCCUAAGCAUCCUAGCUUCCCGUGAUUCUUCUGGAAAGUUCUCUGUAACCAAUACUUCUGGGCUGAUGGUGUUACGGCCAGACCACCUGGUUUCCUCCACGAGUGUCGUCGCCGGCGUGUUUUGUAAGCGCAAGGCAGUGUUGCAGGAACGAUGGAGGGGCAUAGAUUCGGCUAAUAGUGCUAUGACUAUAGGAACACUAAUACAUGAACUGGUACAGAAAGCUCUAACAAAAAAUAUUUAUGAUGUAAAACAGUUGAAUAUUGAAGUAGAUAAAAUUAUAAAGGAAUCUAUCCAGUUACUUUACGAUGCAGGGUUGUCGGAAAAUGAGUGUCGGACUGAUAUGCAGGCAUAUGUUUUACCACUUGCGGAGUUUAUGCAGACUUACUUAGCUAAAAACCCGCAACCAUCAGUAACGCAAAAUAAAAAGGGCAAAUGGAAUGGACAUGUAAACAAAGUUUUGGACAUUGAAGAAAACUUGUGUUGCCCAGAACUUGGCUUGAAGGGGAAAAUUGAUGCCACUCUAGAAGUUGCCAUACAUGAGAGAAAAGGAAAUAAGCUGGAGACAGUGCCAUUAGAGCUGAAAAGUGGUAAGGCGAGCGAGUCGGCAGAGCACAGAGGGCAACUGGUGCUUUAUGGCAUGAUGCUGGCGCUGCAGCGAGGCGACAGCCCGGCGGUGGCGGAGCAGCGAGGAUUACUGCUGUAUUUGAAGAACAGCGUGGAACUCCGCGAGGUGUCGUGUGGGUACCCCGAGCGACGCGAUCUGAUUCUGCUGAGGAAUAAUCUUGUCAAGAACCUCGCAGCCGGGCCGGAGGACGUUGACCCUGAACAGCUUGUGGACAUAGAAGACGCGUCAGUGCUACUUCAGCAGAAGCUCCCAGGUCCUAUACACCGCGAGAGCGUAUGCUCCAAGUGCCCGUAUCUUACGUUAUGUUCUUUACACUUAUGGCACACAGACUGUCGAUCCGUAUCCGAGAGCCACCCGUUAAGCAAACUGCGCGAGUCAGCACUAGGCCACCUCACACCCGAGCACAUCAAAUACUUCUUACACUGGACAGCCCUACUGAAGAUAGAAGAGAGAGGGCAGCUGGCUACCGCGCCCUUGCACGCGCUGUGGACUGACAGUGUGGAGAAGAGGGAAAAACGAGGUACCUGUACAUCCAAUUUGUUUCUGAAGUCUGUACAAGAAUCUGGCGAUAGAUAUCUCCAUGUGUUCCUAAGGAAAAUGGAAAAUUCACAAAGUGUAAAAAGUAUAGAAUCCAAAGGACCCCAAGAAGGUGAAUUUUCCAUAGUGAGCAUAGAAAAAAGACCGUGGAUUGCUGCUGGAGUAAUCUCGCUCUUAAAAGACAACGAAAUCCACAUGCUUCUAGAAAGAGACCUAAGCCGUAGAAUGCCUAAAAGCACUAAAUUCCACAUAGACACAUACGAAUCGUACGCAACUACUGUACAGAAUUUGACCAACUUAGGUGUUUUAAUGGAUGACAGCGAAAGAGCACAAAGGCUAAGGAGUUUGAUAAUAGACAAGGACGUCCCGUUAUACGAGACCAAACAGCCUCGCGAGGUGGGCCGGCUGGGCAGCAAACUAAUGCGCGGCCUCAACAUCGAGCAGCAGCGCGCCGUGCUGCGGGCGCUGGCGGCGCGCCACUACGCGCUGCUGCGGGGCCUGCCGGGCACCGGUAAAACGCAGACGUUGAGCGUGCUGAUACAAAUGGCGGUGGCGCUGAAGAUGCGGGUGCUUGUGACGGCGCACACGCACUCGGCCGUCGACAACUUGCUUGCCAGGCUGCCGAAAACCAUCCGUAUAAUGAGACUGGGCCCCAAGUCACGAGUGGCGGCGAACUUAUCGCACUGCUGCGAGCAGGAACUAGCCGUCAAGUGUGAGACGCCCGAAGACCUUGAGAAACUCUACGACUCUAUGGAGGUAGUUGGAGUGACGUGCUUAGGAGCAUCUCACACCAUGCUGUCGCGAACGACCUUCGAUAUGUGCAUUGUUGAUGAAGCGACUCAGGUCCUCCAAAGUACAGUUCUGAGGCCCUUGUUUGCUGCGAAGCGUUUCGUUCUGGUGGGAGACCCGGACCAACUGCCCCCAGUCGUACGGAGCAGAGCUGCCAGGCGACUGGGCAUGGAAGAGAGUUUAUUCCACCGUCUCAUGAGCGAUGCAGCCACGUCGACUUUGGCAUUACAGUACCGCAUGAACGCGCCGCUGGCCGCGCUCGCCAACACCGUCGCUUAUGGCGGCAAGCUGCUCUGNUGCACUCUGCUCUGCGCCAACGACGCGGUCGCUCGAGCCCGCCUGGACGUCGACUUGCAGAAAAUAUCCGAGGUAGCCACUUAUCCCUGGCUAUCGCAAGCUUGCAGUCCAGAGGCGGAUGACGCGGCUGUCUUCUUAGACAUACAAGUCAACGCGCCCACGCAUUCAAGGAGCUGCGCGAAUGGCGACGAGGCGAGCGUGGUGCUGGCUUUGGUCAAUGCACUUGUCAAGGGCGGCGUGAAACCGACUAACAUCGGCGUAAUAGCACCGUACAGAGACCAAGUGUCCCUUCUCCGGCGAACUGUGGGACCUCUCGGCGUGGAAGCCAGCACUGUGGACCAGUUCCAAGGACGGGACAAGGACGUCAUCGUGUACUCGUGCACGAGGCAAUACCAGCCGGACGGCGAUAGGGAGGUUAAGGAAGGCGAGGUCCUGAACGACAAGCGGCGCCUAGCCGUGAGCGUGACGCGCGCGCGACACAAGUUCAUCGUCGUGGGCGACUCCCGCGCACUUCGCCGCUACGAGUCUCUACACCGCAUGCUUCAAGCCUGUAAACCUGUGUGCAUACCACCCGCUGACCUGAGACAAGUCGUAGAUCGAUACAGGACGGUGUGAGAAAAGAAAGGCGAGGUCAAAUGACAAGCGGCGCUUAGCCGUGAGCGUGACGCGCGCGACACAAGUUCAUCGUCGUGGGUGACUCCCGCGCGCUUCGCCGCUACGAAUCUCUACACCACAUGCUCCAGGCCUGCAAGCCCAUGUCCAUACCGCCCGCUGACCUCAAGCUUGUCAUAGAUCAAUACAGGGUGGUUUCGUGAGGUUAAGAAGAUGAGGUCUAAUGACAAGCGGCGCGUAGCCGUGGGCGGGACAAGCUAAGAUCAUGGGCGAGUCUAUCAACGUCAAUAAGACUGAAACUGGUUGUAUUCGAAUUUAAACUCGCUUGAACCUAUCCUCGAGUAUCCUGAAAUAUUAAGAACUUUCAAUUAUGUAUCUCCUACACGUUGUCAAUUAUAUUAUUAUGUAGUUCAUUUUUUAAUAUUUUGUUGAUCAUGAUUUUGGAGUAGACUAUGUUUAUUUAAUUUUUAAUAAUAGCAUAAUGUAUAUUUUAUGUAAGUAGCUAUAAUCAUUUCAAGUACAAUUUACACGUGCCUUAUACAUAUACAUGUGUUUUAGUAUGAAGUGUAUGUAUAUUUGCUAAGUAUGUGUUCUUGAGUCAAUUGAUAUGCUCUUAAGUUUCAGACUGUUAUUGUAAAUGAAAUGUAUGGUAUGGAAAAGUAAAUUGUAUCAAUAAGUAGGUGUUU